ACGACUGGUCACACUGCUCUGGUCGCGUCAAAAAAAGUCGGUGUACAAUUUUUCACCACUACGGUUUGUUUUUUUCUGGCCGAGCACAGCACCUCCGAUUUGCGAUCCGUUUUCGGAUGAUAGCUCUGAGUGCGCUGCUAACCAAAUACACGAUCGGUAUUAUGAGCAACCUAAGCAAUGGCAACAACAACCAGCAGCAGCAGCAACAACAACAGGGACAGAACGCACAACAACAACAGGCCCAAAAUGAAGGGGGAGCGGGGCCGGAGUUUGUGGCGCCACCGCCCGGAUUAGGAGCCGCUGUGGGCGUGGCAGCCAUGCAACAGCGACAGCGCCUGCUGCAGCAGCAACAGCAGCAGCAGCAGCACCAGAAUCCCGCCGCCGAGGGAAGCGGUCUGGAGCGGGGCAGCUGCCUCCUGCGAUACGCCAGCCAGAACUCCCUGGACGAGAGCUCCCAGAAGCACGUCCAGCGGCCGAAUGGCAAGGAGCGCGGCACAGUGGGCCAGUACAGCAACGAUCAGCACACUGCGCGGUCCUUCGACGCCAUGAACGAGAUGAGAAAACAAAAACAGCUCUGUGAUGUGAUAUUAGUGGCUGACGAUGUGGAGAUCCACGCACAUCGCAUGGUCCUUGCCUCCUGCAGUCCGUACUUUUAUGCGAUGUUCACCAGCUUCGAGGAGUCGCGCCAGGCCAGGAUCACCCUCCAGAGCGUCGAUGCCAGGGCCUUGGAGUUGCUCAUCGAUUACGUUUACACUGCCACCGUGGAGGUGAACGAGGAUAACGUACAGGUCCUCUUAACAGCCGCCAAUCUUCUCCAGCUUACGGAUGUGCGAGAUGCCUGCUGCGACUUCCUGCAAACACAGUUGGAUGCUAGUAACUGCUUGGGCAUCCGGGAAUUCGCCGAUCUUCAUGCCUGCGUGGAGCUUCUCAAUUACGCAGAGACCUACAUCGAGCAGCAUUUUAACGAGGUGAUCCAGUUCGAUGAGUUUCUGAACCUCUCACACGAGCAGGUCAUCAGCCUGAUAGGCAACGACCGGAUUUCGGUUCCAAAUGAGGAGCGCGUCUACGAGUGCGUCAUCGCCUGGCUGCGCUACGAUGUCCCGAUGAGGGAGCAGUUCACCUCGGUGCUGAUGGAGCACGUGCGCCUGCCGUUCCUGUCCAAGGAGUACAUCACACAGCGUGUGGACAAGGAACUCCUGCUCGAGGGCAAUAUCGUAUGUAAGAAUCUUAUUAUUGAGGCGUUGACCUAUCACCUACUGCCCACGGAGACGAAGUCCGCAAGGACAGUGCCCAGGAAGCCGGUGGGAAUGCCCAAAAUUCUACUCGUUAUUGGCGGUCAAGCACCCAAGGCUAUACGCUCCGUGGAGUGGUAUGAUCUGCGAGAGGAGAAGUGGUACCAGGCUGCCGAAAUGCCCAACCGAAGAUGUCGCUCUGGCUUAAGCGUCCUGGGCGAUAAGGUCUAUGCCGUCGGAGGCUUCAAUGGUUCCCUGCGCGUGCGUACUGUGGAUGUCUAUGAUCCCGCCACGGACCAGUGGGCCAACUGUAGCAAUAUGGAGGCCAGGCGAUCUACCCUAGGAGUAGCCGUCUUAAAUGGAUGCAUUUUUGCAGUGGGUGGCUUUGAUGGCACAACAGGUCUUUCGAGUGCCGAGAUGUAUGAUCCCAAGACUGACAUUUGGCGCUUUAUCGCCUCCAUGUCGACGCGUCGCAGUUCUGUGGGCGUAGGCGUGGUUCAUGGACUUCUUUAUGCCGUAGGCGGCUAUGAUGGCUUCACCCGUCAGUGCUUAUCAUCCGUGGAGCGCUAUAAUCCGGAUACGGACACCUGGGUAGCUGUGUCAGAGAUGAAUUCGCGGAGGAGUGGCGCCGGAGUGGGAGUGCUGAACAACAUCUUGUAUGCUGUGGGUGGACACGACGGUCCUCUGGUCAGAAGAUCCGUGGAAGCCUAUGAUUGUGAAACGAACUCGUGGCGUUCGGUGGCUGAUAUGUCCUACUGUCGCCGAAAUGCUGGUGUGGUGGCUCACGACGGCCUGCUGUAUGUGGUCGGUGGCGAUGAUGGCACCUCGAACCUCGCUUCCGUGGAGGUCUACUGUCCAGACUCGGACAGCUGGAGGAUAUUGCCUGCAUUGAUGACCAUUGGACGCAGCUAUGCAGGCGUGUGUAUGAUCGAUAAGCCCAUGUGAAUGGAAGAGCAGGGUGCAUUGGCCCGCCAAGCUGCUUCGCUGGCCAUCGCACUGCUGGAUGAUGAGAAUAGCCAGGCGGAGGGCACGAUGGAGGGCGCCAUUGGUGGUGCCAUCUACGGCAAUCUGGCUCCAGCUGGAGGGGCAGCAGCGGUUGCUGCUCCAGCUGCGCCGGCUCUAGCACCUCAGCCAAAUCAUCCGCACUACGAGAACAUUUAUGCGCCCAUUGGUCAGCCCAGCAACAACAAUAACAACAGUGGCAACAACAGCAAUCAAGUUGCAGCUGUCGCCAAUGCUAAUGCCAAUGUCAAUGCCAAUGCCCCUGCAAAUGCCGAGGAAAUUCAACAGCAACAACCACCAGCGCCAACUGAAGCCAAUGCCAACAACAAUCCGCAACCGCCAACAGUACCAGCUCCAGCACCACCACAGCCACAACAGCAAUCACAGCCACAACAACAACAACAACCUCAACGCAUACUGCCCAUGAAUAACUAUAGAAAUGAUUUAUAUGAUCGAUCUGCCUCGGGAGGAAUCCUUGGAUCCAGUAGCUCUGCCGCUUAUGAUGUUCCGAGAGCCGUGAGAUCUGGCCUCGGAUACAGACGUAACUUUCGGAUAGACAUGCAGAACGGAAAUCGUUGUGGAACCGGACUUCGCUGCAGUCCUCUAUAUUCGAACAGUCGUUCCAACUGUCAACGUCAGCGAAGCUUUGAUGAUACGGAGUCCACAGAUGGCUACAAUCUGCCUUAUGCCGGAGCGGGAACUAUGCGUUACGAGAAUAUCUAUGAGCAGAUACGGGAUGAGCCUCUUUACCGGACAACCGCUGCCAAUCGAGUGCCGCUCUAUACACGUCUCGAUGUUUUGGGUCAUGGAAUCGGACGAAUUGAACGACACCUAAGCUCUUCCUGCGGCAACAUCGAUCACUACAAUCUGGGAGGACAUUAUGCCGUAUUGGGGCACUCGCACUUCGGGACAGUGGGACACAUUCGAUUGAAUGCCAAUGGAACGGGAGGGGCAGCAGCUGCCGGAGCAGGAAGUGGCACCUGCAAUGUUCCAAACUGUCAGGGUUAUAUGACAGCUGCUGGUUCCAGUGUUCCCGUAGAGUAUGCCAAUGUUAAGGUUCCUGUGAAAAACAGUGCCUCCAGUUUCUUCAGCUGCUUGCAUGGCGAAAAUUCGCAGAGUAUGACUAAUAUUUACAAAACGUCUGGAGCAGCAGCAGCUGCUAUGGCAGCUCAUAAUUCCCCGUUAACGCCAAAUGUGUCUAUGGAGCGAGCCGCGCGAUCCGCUUCCGCCGGAGCUGCAACAGCGGUUGAAGAGCAUUCUCCGUCAGAUAAUAUUCCAAGCACAUCAAAUAGCAUUACCAAUAGGACCACGGGAGCCAUUCCGAAAGUGAAAACGGCCAGUAAGGCGGCUAAAGAGUCGGGAGGAUCUUCCACAGCUGCAUCACCAGUUUUAGAUAAAACUACAUCCACCGGAUCGGGAAAAAGUGGAACUUUGGCCAAGAAAACUUCUACAGCAGCGACACGUUCGAGUUCUUCCGGAGAUGCUAAUGGAAAUGGGACCUUGAAUCGUAUCUCUAAAUCCAGUUUGCAAUGGCUACUAGUUAACAAAUGGCUGCCGCUGUGGAUAGGCCAAGGACCCGAUUGCAAGGUGAUCGACUUCAACUUUAUGUUUUCCCGUGAUUGCGUCAGUUGCGACACCGCUUCGGUGGCGUCUCAGAUGUCGAAUCCGUAUGGCACUCCCCGUUUGAGUGGUCUUCCCCAGGAUAUGGUGCGUUUUCAGAGUUCCUGCGCAGGAACUUGUGCGGCAGCAGGAGCACCUUCUACCAUUCGAAGGGACACUAAUGCAUCAGCUCGCCCAUUGCACAGCACUUUAAGUCGCCUGAGAAACGGAGCGGAGAAAAGGAAUCCCAACAGAUUGGCUGGAAACUAUCAAUACGAGGAUCCUUCGUACGAGAAUGUACAUGUUCAGUGGCAAAAUGGUUUUGAAUUUGGAAGAUCACGUGACUACGAUCCGAAUUCCACCUACCAUCAGCAGCGACCCAUGUUGCAAAGGGCCAGAUCGGAAAGUCCUACGUUUAGCAAUCAGCAAAGGCGUCUUCAGCGACUGUCAGCCCAAGCUCAACAGCAAUCGCAGCAAUCGAUGCCUCCAGGAUCGCCCGAUCCCUACAAGAACUACAAGCUAAAUGUGGAUAACAACAGCUUCAAGCCGAAGCCUACGGCUGCCGAGGAGCUCGAGGGAGCUGUUGGUGGAGCAGUAGCUGAGAUAGCUGCCCCGGAAGUGGAUAUUGAAGUAGUAGAUCCGGUGAGCUGUAGCGAUAAUGAGACUGAGACAACCAGCAGUCAAAACAACCCUUCAGGCACUACCAACAGCAGCAAUGUGAAUGAGCACAAUGAUUAGAAGUCGAUAAAAUUAGUUCUGGCAGGGCAGCGUUUUAAGUAGUAUAUUAGUAUUCAUAGUUAAACUUCUCUAGAAACUUCUCAAAAUUUUGUAAGACUUGUACGAUUUUAUAUGGAAUAUAAGCUGGGUUUUAUAUUUUUUAGAAUCAAAAGUGAUAACAGUAUGCAAGUAAUUUUUUACUUGAAUGUUUAAUACAAAAAUUCUUUAUGUGCAGGUAAUUUUUCAUAAUUUUUAGUCUUUAGGGACUUUAAAAUUCAACAGUCAGAAGUUUAACUGAAUUUAAUUUCUAAUAACAACGCUACUCUUAAAAAUUGGAUCUCAGAAAACAACAACAGCAAAGAAGAAAACGACCAAAACCAAUUCGAGCAAAUUAAAAACAUUUUAACAAUAAAAAAAAAACCUUACUUGUAGAAUUUGAUAUUACUAUAGAAAUGGGCGACUUUGUGUAACCAGCCAAAGCUCAAGAUCGAAUAUUAUGUUGCGUACUGUAGUUGUAGUUGAAUCAAGAAUUUUUGUGUGUCAUGUGAAGUUAUAAUUAACCUAAGAGCCAUAUCAUAUCACUCUCCGUAAACACUUUAAGCACACCCAUAAGCAAUAUGCAUUUGAUAUGAUAGUUUCAUUUUCCACUGCCUACUCUAGUUUCCAUUAAAUUGGCAUUUGUCACUUGCUUCGUUUGAGUAUGUUAAGUUAUGGCUUUAAAUAGAAACAAUAAUAUUUAGCAAACUAUUGUACAAGCUCUCCAUUAAAACCUAUUAUUUAAGUCAAUUAGAAUUACAGGUAUUAUUUACAUGCAUAUAUAUACAAACGCAUAUACAAUACUCCAAAAUCGGUACAUAAUAUAAUCAUACUUACACGUGUAUUGAGUUUAACUAAUUCAUAAUAAAAAAGUUCAACGAAUCGAAA
Messenger RNA from Drosophila suzukii, 5474 nucleotides. RefSeq names its product kelch protein (gene kel). Gene Ontology annotation, molecular function: protein binding. The record is from RefSeq and is a predicted model, not a curated record. NCBI's taxonomy places the organism in Eukaryota, Metazoa, Arthropoda, Insecta, Diptera, Drosophilidae.